AUGGCCCUUCCCCUCAAGAACUCGUCGCCGGAUCCUGCCCGCACUACCGUUUCAGAUCUUCAGCUUGAAGGCUCGUCAACGAAGACUGCUUCCACCAAGAUGCCAGCAGCACGCCAUCAAGAUUCUCCUUUCCUUUCCUUGCCGUUGGAACUCCGCUACAUGAUAUACGACUACGCCUUUGAGUAUAGACAGUACGACUGGACC
Molecule: messenger RNA, 204 nt
Organism: Aureobasidium musti
Lineage: Eukaryota; Fungi; Ascomycota; Dothideomycetes; Dothideales; Saccotheciaceae
Source: the annotation of a GenBank genome assembly